Callorhinus ursinus (northern fur seal) is the source of this 4579-nucleotide messenger RNA. It is a transcript of the gene FAM217B, whose product is annotated as family with sequence similarity 217 member B. Lineage: Eukaryota; Metazoa; Chordata; Mammalia; Carnivora; Otariidae. The record is from RefSeq and is a predicted model, not a curated record.
GCACAGCCGGGGAGCCCGCCGCGCCGCGCGCCGCCGCCGCCCCUGCCCUGCCGCAGCGCACCGCAGUCCGGCCUCCCCGCCCGGCGCCGGGGAGGCUGGCGGGCGGCCUCGUCACGUGUCCUCGGCGAUCGCCGAACAGUUCUGGUGGUGAGGAGUCCUUUCCAAAUAUAAGAGGAAUAAAGAAGUCACUUCCCCAGCUGUCAUCAUCUGCCAACACAUUGAGCAAGAAUAUUUCAAGCACUACAGAAAAGACAGUCCAGCAAACCCUAGAAGAUGAUCGGCCAUCCGAUUUUUUCAAGAAAGGGAAUAGGGUGACGAAAUCUCAUCAGAAAAGCAGCAAUAUGAAUGCUGGCCCAUCUUGGAACAAAGUACAACGUUCAAAAAACCCUUCAGGAAAAAGGCGGAGUCAGUUCCAAGUGCCCCACGUGUCCUCCCAGCCUCCUGCGGAUGGACUCCAGGAAAGCGGUUCCCCAGAAGGAAAACCUGAAAGGAGCCCACUGGGCCCCCGGCGGCGGGGCGCCUCGGGGAAUGAGCUGUUUCUGGACCUGCCCUGCGUGAAAAUCCUGAAGGAGGGUGCGGGCGAGGACGACGACAGCGCCAGCGACCUGUCGGACUCCGAGCGAGUGCCUGUGCCGCCGUCCUCGCGCGCGCCCCCGGAGCUGCACCUGCGCGCCGAGGAGAUCGACGCCGCGGACCCCGGUCCGGACCCCGACGCGGACCCGCAGGGCAGCGCGCAGCCCGCCUACCACUAUGCGGACUUCCUGCCCGCCCCGUUCAGCUCCUGGGACCUCCGCGACCUGGCUGUGCCGCCCGGCACUGAGCCCAGGCCCGCAGCUCGGAGCGGCGCCGCAGGGCUGCUGGCCAGGUACAUCGACAGGCUGGCCCAGCUCGAGUGGCUACAGAUGCAGACCGUCCAGGGCGAGAAGGGGAAGGGCGCCAAAGCCAGGCCUCCCACUGCCCCCGGCUUGUCCACGUCCGGGGCUCUGAAAAGCCCCGGCAGAAGCAAACUAGGGGCCAGUGCUCCGGCCAGGCCUCCCCAGGAGGGGGCUUACAAAUUGGGCGCUUCCGGCGCUUCCCGGAGGAAGGAGCUGCCCCGCGAGGAAGCCAGGCCCUCCUAUUACGCGUUUGACACGACCCCCAAAGCCCUCCACGUGCGACGGGGCAGCAGGCCAAGUUCUCGGAAGCCAGCCCUCGACAUGACGGCCGAGGAGCAGAGAAAGAAAGAGAGUAAGAGCCCCAGACUCCAGCGCUGGGACCUGCCCUGCAGUGAUGGCGGUGGCCCUGGCGUUCCCAGGCAGGGGGUGACCGCUCGGGACUCCGCCGACCCCGGUGGGCCCCCCAGGCCGCAGGCACACGCGGGCCUGCAGAAGAAGGGCGGUGCGAGCAGGUGCGCCCACGCCACCACAUCCAGCGAGAAGAAACCCAAAGCCAAUGGAGUAAAGCAAAGCACAUACAAAUUCAAGUAAGAACCGAAAUGAUGCACUGCAAAGCCCUGCCGAUAGCUAAGCGUCAGAGUUCUUCCGAAAGUUAGCAUACUGUGAAUUUCUGAUGACCCACAUGUGAGUCGUCGAGGGGUCCCGUGGGGGCAGCCUCACCUCACCCCAGCCACAUUGGGCUUCUUUCCAAAGAAAGGUGGCUUUCAAUGAGCCUUUCUUUGUGUUGACCAUCUUAAGCAAAUGAGAGCCCUUUAGAUAACACUUAACCCAGGUCUGCGCCAUAUAACGACAUACAAUGACGGGGAGACAGGUGUAAACUGGACGUAGCAGCCAGCCCCGCACCCUGGCCCGUGGCGCUGUCCAGCUCCCCACAGCCGCGCACCCGCACCCACAGGUAGAAGGUAGUGCAUAUACCGCUUUCAACGUAGACUCUGAAACGUUUGAAAUAGGGUCUUGGUGUCCUUCUUCCAAACUGUCCAGACAGAAGUCCUGUCUACUUCAGGCCCAGGAAAGGCUCCAGCCCUUCCUCAGGUUCAGGAGCCUCUCCUAGGAGCAAAGUCAUGAACACUGAGCUGCUCGUUCUUUCCAGACAAUGGAAUCUAAUACUUUCAUAGUUUGGGGUCUUUUUUUUUUUUUUUUUUUUAAGGCAUUUUAAACUCAGAGGUGGUGGUAAAGUGCACCUUUGUGUUCUCUACCCCGAGGUUAGAGCAGAGCCCAGACUUGGUCCAGGUGUGAGUCAGUGGGUCUCAGCAGGACCGUUCCCGCCUGGUGGGAGCCCAAAGUGGAACCUUUGGCCCCUGAGUGUUUCUGACGUAGGUGUGGCUUCUGGAAAAGGUGUGCAGUAAAGCCACUGUUUGGAGUGUGUACAGGGAAGGCCUGCAGCCACAGAUAGACAUGAAAGCACUGUGACCAUCACAGUCAUUUCAUACUGAUUUGGGACCUGGGUCCUGCUGUCCGUAGCUGACAUAAUCCAUUUUACUUUGCAAGAGCAGGAUUUUAUCACCUUGCUUCAGGGCAGAGGCGUGAGGACACCUUUCCAGAUGGAGCGGGGAGUGUCUUCUUAACAUCCUUACCGGGUCCCCUGGCUCCCCUGCUCUUCUGGAUGCUUCUUAUGUAACCACCACUAAGCCAGGUCUAUGUGCGCCUCUAGUCACACUGUGAGGUUUCUGCUGAUAUUGUAAAUAUCUUUAAAACCUUUGGUUGACCACUGGAUAUACAGUAUGUUUUAAUGACUGUGGCCGAUUUUCUCUCUUUAAAUGAGGUAUUUGUUUUCAUCCAUACGUGUUUCUAUUUUUUCACCUUUAGGGCAAAUUAAGAAGCUGGCACUUUUCCUCUGGAAAUGCGUACUAGCUUGCAGACUCCACCAAACAGACAAUGUCAUCGAAGGCCUUUCAGUUAGUAGGAUAACAACCAGAGACAUUUGUAAAUGAAAUGAUGUGCACAAGUUAAAUGUUAAGAUCCCGUUUUAAAAUCUGACUUUACAAAUAUGAAACAGCAUAUACAGAUUUUUAGGGCCGUUUUCUUUUCUCCCAGGACUUGACAUCUAGAUCUUCACGGAUUCUGUCUUACGUUCUUUACCUUUCACACCCCCCUAUUGGAGAGAGCAUGCUGUUACACGAAGAUCUUGUACCUUUAUUAUGUGGGUAAAAACGCACAUCUAGUGGGCCUUACUUCCCUAAUUCUCAGUUAUAUUGUAACUUAUCUACUCAGUGUAUGCACUGCAGUUUGAAACCCUAGCACUGCCCUGACUGCACCCUUCUGUGGUUGCUGCGUGGCGUCCCCUGUGCCCUUUGCCUGCACCCCUCCUUGUGAACGCAGGGGGACUAGUCCUUUGUACCUAGCCAGCACGGCCCCUCAUUCGUGAUGCUUUCUCAGCUACCAUGUUUAUGUAGCUCUUUAGAACAUUUCAGGGCUGAUAAAUCUCCAUAAGCACAUCAUAUACGUACACAUACGGCCGUUAUUAAUACUAAGGGGUUUCGGUGAGCUGCUGCCUUCUCCAGGAAUGCUGUGUGUGGGUCCCCUUGGAGGCCCUGCUGGGUGAAGGCCCCGUGUUCACUUUGCCUUGUGGACGUCUGAGCCAAAGACCAUCCUGAUUAGGAAAUUGAGAGGCGGUGCCUCGGAUGUCACAUUUGUUCCUUGCUCUCUGAAUUGAAGUCGGUUGCCUAAUUUGGGGAACAGUUACAAUGUCACAUGUUACGACAGUUUGAAAAGCCUGAAAAAGUGACUUUGCUUAUUCACGUUUUUGCCUCAGGUUGAUGGUUUAUUUUAACCAGGAUUCUUGCGAUUGGAUCAGAGCUCCUGAUGAACAGCAGGGGCUCACUAGAGAACAUAAGCACAAUUUCAUUCCCACGGUUUCCGAUCCCCACCCCUGACACAGCCUCCUGUUCUAAAUGCUGCAGACAAGAAUCCUGCCGCUUUCCCGCAGACAGCGCCCGAGAGUGGAGUCCUGGCCUCCUGCGGUUGGUCACGUCUAAGCCACCCAGUGUCCUGCUAGUCUGGGGACGCAUCAUUGUCUUCAGAGAAGUGCCUCUCAUUUCUGGGAGUUGUUGACAUACAUGUUGUGUUUAAACCAACUAAAAUAAUCCAAGGUUUAAAAAAAAAAAAGGUGUAGAGAAAGUUAAGAGCUACUGAAGGUUUAGAAUCAGUUAAUGGAAAAAGUUGUAAAAACAUACAAGAACAAACUGUAAAAACCUAUCAGUAUUAGCUACAGUUCUUUAGGUUGAGACUAUUUCUCAACUCCUUAAGGACCACACUGGCUGAAGGUUCGUAACUGACUGACAGGGCAGGGUGGGUUCCUGUGAUGACAAAGAUCGUUGGUCUCACAGCAGCUACAGGCUGAAAGGAGGAAGGCUUGUCCUGGUUCUUAAGCCAGUAGGCUAGUUUCCCAAAAGACGGAACAAUCUCCACCUUUCAUGAUGUAAAUGCUGUAUUUCCUCUUUAUGCUCACUUACUUAGGUAGUUAAAAAUAGAAAACUCUAGAUGGUACUGUGUUUCAAGGUAACAGAGAAGCAGUAUUUAUGAUUUAUUCAUGUCCGUGUACAGAGGUCCAUUUCAAAAGGCCUGACCCAAUCGAGCAUGUUUGUUAUUUGCUGUUAAAUUAUUGUAUGCUUGGUUUUGUACAUAAUAAAACGAAACGUGUCUAA